CACACACUCUCACUCUCCCUCUGUCACACCCACAGCAGGUACAUUGUCACUGAUAGCAUUAGUUAGCCUUAGUGUGCUUUUGGGCUGCGCCUUUUAAGUCUGCUGAGUGAUCCAGCAGAGUCUAGUAGGCAGCCUCAGGCCCCCAGGUAGAGGAUUCUUCAUCAGUCUUCUGGGUUACUUAUAGGCCUGCUUUCCCUACCUGCUGCCUGCCUGCCUGGCGCAUCUCCUGGCCCAUCAUAAAACACCAGACACCUGCAGACUGACAGAAGAGACUGGAAUCUGAGCUAACUGGACUAGAGGUAAUCAUCACCACUAGUCUACCUUACACCUGUUGGGGUCCUGUAUUGUCUACACUCAGCACCAGUCUCAGCCCUGCCUGAGACCACCCAGAGGCCAGCACACCUUGGCCCAGGAGGCAUCAGCCAUGUCGAGUCCAGGGGAGAGUCUAUCAUCAGAGGGCAGCAGCCCAUUGUUUCCGUCCCGCCUAGGUCUGCCUGAAAGCCCCUUGGGAGACAGGACAGGUGCAGAGGCUGAUAUGGCCUGGGAGAUGGAGGACACCAAGCCCUGCAUGGAGGCUCUUGAGCAUCGCGGCCUUCCGGGCCUCCAGCUGUCCUGCUUCGACAUGCUCUUCACCGAGGACUCCACCUGGCUUGUGAAGGUGACCGAGCCCUCCUCGGGUCAGACUUGUCCCGUGCCUCUCCCCAUAACCAAGACCGAGCACCGUGAGGAGCCAGAGCAGUGCCCCGUCAUCGACAGCCAGGCCCUGGGGCUCUCCCCGGGGCUGGAGGGCCAGGAGGAGGAGCGAUCCCUGGAACAGGUCCAAAGCAUGGUGGUCGGGGAGGUGCUGAAGGACAUCGAGACGGCCUGCAAGCUGCUCAACAUCAUCCCAGACCCCAUAGAGUGGAGCUCGGGGAACGUCCAGAAGUGGUUGCUGUGGACAGAGCACCUGUAUAGACUGCCUCAGGCCGGCAAGGCCUUCCAGGAGCUCACUGGGAAAGACCUGUGUGCCAUGAGUGAAGAGGACUUCAGGCAAAGGUCCCCUCAGUGUGGAGACACCCUGCACGCCCACCUGGACAUCUGGAAGUCAGCUGCCUGGAUGAAAGAGAGGUGUUCCGUGGGAGACAGCAAAAUCACAGUGUGCGCGCAUGUGCGUGUUCAUAGCUCAUCCCUCUGUGCAGGCGGAGAGGAGCUGUGGUUGGAGGCAGACUCGUCAUGCUCAGGCCAGCCCAUCCACCUGUGGCAGUUCCUCAGAGAGCUGCUCCUCAAACCCCACAACUAUGGACGCUGUAUCCGCUGGCUCAACAAGGAGAAAGGUAUUUUCAAAAUCGAGGACUCUGCUCACGUGGCGAGACUCUGGGGACUGAGGAAGAACCGUCCAGCGAUGAACUACGACAAGCUGAGCCGCUCCAUACGGCAGUACUACAAGAAGGGCAUCAUCCGCAAGCCUGAUGUCUCCCAGAGACUGGUCUAUCAGUUUGUCCACCCAGUAUGAGGGGACGGAGGAGGACAGAGGUCUCCAAAGAAAGGGCCACACGAUCACACCUUGCACUUGUACAUUAAACCAACACCAAGCUGAAAAGGGGUGAAACUAACAAGCAUGCACUGACCAACCCCUGUAAGUACACAUAGCCUUUGCCAGCAUUUGCCAGUAAGUGUCAGCAGUCAAAGCUGGCAAAAUAAUUUUUCGCUUUUUUUAAUGCAGAGAAGAAACUUGAGACUAAAAUGAAAGUGCUUUUUCUCUGGGCUGAUUCCUCUUAAAAACCACAAAACAACAAAGAAAGAAAAAAAAACCCUUUGAACUGCCUUUUUCAUUUGCACGAUCUGCCUGUCCUUUUUUCCUAUUAUAUCAUUUAAUCAAUAACCCGUAUCUUAAAAGACAGCAUUUGAUUGGCGUCAAACAUAAGUAAGAGAAAUUCCCAAUGCCCACAGUUAUACCUUUAACAUUAUGUACCUGCUGUGUCCCUGUGUGUAGGAUGAAGAACAGUCUGCGUGUGCUUAUUUUAUCAGAGCCUGUUCUACUCAUUCCUCUGGGAAUGUGGUUAGGAGUUUUGCUUCAGCUAGGGCUCAACUCUGGCUCUGGCUGUCAUCCAGAGAGGCAAACAGCUCACUCUUUUUUUUAUUAAUCACAUGGCACACUUCGGAACUCUCCCGAAAGGCUUUUACAAUAGAGCAUUUCGCUGAACCUGAAUGGGAGUGCAGCAACAACCCCCUCAUAAUAAACUCAUAUAGUCAAAGUCUGUAACUGACUGGUAAAAGCCGUUGGCUUUCCACCCUGCCAUAGAAAACAUCUAGAAAGCACCAGACCACUGUAUAUUACCAUGUUAUGUGUCAUAUGUUCUGCACCUUUUGCUUGCGUCUAAUUGUAAUAUCUACAUCAAAAACUGUAUCCUCCACCAUCUUCCCCAUUGCAAUACAGGUUCAAUUCUUGAAAACAAGCAGCAUUACUAAUCUCAUAAUUGAUCAUUACCAAUUCUGUUGAAUUCUAUGAAGUAUACAAUAAAAAAAUGAGGGUUCCUCGAGGGGUUUUUGGUAAGGGUGCUGGUUCUAUGUGGAACCAUAAUGACCCAAAGAACCCAUUGAGCCCUUCAAUGGUUCUUUGAGGUUCAAAAAAUGUCAAUGUAGCAGCAGCAGCUCAUUCAAAUAUUUUGGGACUUGGCUUGCUCACAGCUCCUUCUGUGCAACCGUGAGUGAGUGUCCUUCCAGUUGAUCUAAUCUGUUGUGUUACGCUAUUACAUGUUAUGUAUGACUAUGGCCAGUGACAGUGUCUUGUGAAAGACUCAUGUAUGGUCUUGUGUCAAUUGAGAACGGUUGACUAAGUCAAUAGGUGUCAAUUCUCUCCCAGCUGUUCCAGAGCUACCACACCUGAUUUAACUUGUUAAUAAACACAAUAAUAAAAACGAUUGCAUUUUAACAGUAUAUUAUGGCUUUUAAACCAGAAUAAAAACCCAUGAAUGGUUCUACAAAGAACCAUUGAGAUUGAGAAAGGUUCUUUAUAGAACCAGUCUCCAUGAAGGUUCUAUAUCGAAACCAUAAAAAAGGGUUCUAUAUUGCCCAAAAAAGGGAUGUGACCAUAGCGGAACCCCUUUUUGGUGCUAUAUAGAACCUUUUUUUAUGCUUCUUUAUAAAACAUUAGGAACGGGUUAUUUAUAGCACCAUACAGGCUCCAUUUAGAACCUUAUGAGCAUGGUUCUUUAUAAAAAAAAGUUCCAGAUAAACGGGUUGGCUGACAACUUCACGAAAAUGAUGAGCACGCAUCGAUGAGGUAGAUGGCCGUGUGGUGUUAUGAUUCUGAACAGUCAGCUACCAACAAUGACAAUAAGCUGCCAUGUGGGGAAUCGUAGUUGGCUGACUUCAGCUCGUGUCUUGUUGUCCCCACGCAUUAUUACGAUCUCAAGUGAACUCUUAUCAAGUUACAGUAUCUGCUUUACCUUGGUGCCUUGUAUAGUUCCAGCUAACUGGAUAUAUUCGUCUGAGCAUACAAUCCAGUCUAAACUAAAGCCUCAUUCACACGUUGUGCUAUCUAACAUGAGGCUUUCAUCAUCUGAUCAAGAUGAUUCAAUCACUAUCUGAUUAAGGUCUGUUAAGUCUGCAAAUGGUAAUAAAAUGUAUCUCUUAUACAGGGGCACAACUUUGGUUUUAGAAGUGGGGGGGACAUAACCUGGUGGGGGGUCUGGAGGUCCUCCCUCAGAAUUUAUGGGCAUCUAAAGCUCAUUUCCUGCAUUUCCACAAAAUCUAAUAUGAACCUUUUGGGGUCACUUAUAUUGAAAAUAAGAAUAGAAUAUGUUUCUAAAUACUUCUACAUGAAUGUGGAUACUACCAUGAUUAUGGAUAAUCCUGAAUAAAUCGUGAAUAAUGAUGAGUGAGAAAGUUAUAGAAACACAACCAAAACAAACAGAAAAUGUAUCCAACAAAUGUGUUGAGUAACAAGCUUGAUGUAGUCAUUGUGUGCUAUAAAUGUGGGAUCAAAUAAUUAACUUUUUACUACUUUACAAGCAAAUUUGUCACUAAUACUGCGAUAAAAAUAACAUUUAGCCAGCCUUCACAAGAGCAUAACAUAUUGAAGUAUGUCCCCUUUUAUGUUUUACACCUCCAGCAGAGGAAAGACAUUUCUGAGUGCAUGUUAUUUAGUUACACUGGCAUAUGUUACGUUCUAUGGAUGGUCUUAAAUUGCAGUAAUGUAUGUCUGAGAUUAUAUGAACAUGACUGGGCAUUCAAACAUAUCUGUAUCCAUGCAUCAUCAUCAGUAGUGUCUCCCAGGUCUUCCUCACAUUUUUGUUUAACAUGCUUUGUGUCAUCGGGAAAAGCCUCUAUCAACCCUUGAUACAGUUUGGAAAUCAACUUUAGAGGUUUGUCAGACUGCCUUAAAAUAGUUUCAAUCUGUGAAGCUUCUGGCUUGUCCAGUGUUUGUUUCCCUGAGACAAUAAAGUGUUGCAUCUGCAAAAGUUCACCUCA
Messenger RNA from Salmo salar (Atlantic salmon), 4452 nucleotides. Its product is annotated as SAM pointed domain-containing Ets transcription factor. Gene Ontology annotation, molecular function: DNA-binding transcription factor activity, RNA polymerase II-specific; sequence-specific DNA binding. The record is from RefSeq and is a predicted model, not a curated record. Gene Ontology annotation, biological process: cell differentiation; regulation of transcription by RNA polymerase II. Gene Ontology annotation, cellular component: nucleus. Lineage: Eukaryota; Metazoa; Chordata; Actinopteri; Salmoniformes; Salmonidae.